Molecule: messenger RNA, 1520 nt
Organism: Bactrocera neohumeralis
Lineage: Eukaryota; Metazoa; Arthropoda; Insecta; Diptera; Tephritidae
Product: alpha-protein kinase 1
Exons: 5
Coding region: 1-1515 (504 amino acids)
Molecular function (GO): protein binding
Source: RefSeq, a predicted model, not a curated record
AUGAUAAGUGUUGUAAAAUAUGCCCGUUUAUUAUUAUUGCCAUGGCUAUUAUUUAUGGCCAGCAAUUGUAUUGUCAACUUUGUCGUUGCAAUCGGGACGCCAACAAGUCAGCGACAACUACAACUACAACAGCAGGAAGCAGUAUUUGCGCCACAACAGCAGCAGCAGCAACAGCAACAACAGCAACAGCAACAACAACAGCCACUGCAACAACAAGAGUGGUAUCAUCAGCAAUACCAGCGACUACAACAACAACAGCAGCAGCCAUAUAAACCCGCUAUAGCGCUAUCAGCACCCACAACUGCUACCAGCGCCCAGCUGCCACCUGAAGCGGCCAAAACAACAGCAGCGGACAAUUUUACAACCACAAAUGGAGUAGGUUAUGCCAACGAAACUGUAGGCUAUGCAGAAGAAAACGAGAGUGAGGAUGAUGAAAAAUUGCCAAGCGAAAUACAAAAGGCUGUAUGUACAGUGACCGCCGGUGAGGUGCGCGCAAGCGCUGAGGCAGUCACCACGAAGAAGCUUAAAGGAGUUUGUGGAUCAGCCGAAUUGAAGCUCGCUUUUAGUGAUUUGGAAGCUAAGCUCUAUAAAGAGUUGCAAGACAUAAAAAUUUUAUUGCAACACAUAGCGCAGCAACAAGGCAUUAACGUGCCACAGUUGCUGCUGCCACCAAUGACCUUCGCAACAGCAACAAUUACACCGCCUGCUGUGCCACAUGCACAACAAGCAACCAGCAUACCGGUAACACCAUAUGCAGCCGCGACAUCAGCUACACCGUCACCAACUACGCAAACAACAAAAACAUAUGCACAACAACAUAAACCACCGCAGCGUGUCAAACCCACAACAGCCAAUAAACCGAAAUUCCAACCGAUUGUGGAGCCCAAAGAUAAUGCUGUGGACACAUCUUCCGCCGAAGUUAGCUACGAAUAUGAGGAGUCCUCAGCGGCCAUGGAAGCGGAAGAUGUUUUGCCUAAAAAAUUGCCACAAUUGAAAUCGUUUCACACAAAGAGUCAAGCCACGCCCAUAUCUAGUGAACUGUUGCAAGAAGUGCGGAAGUUCAAUAACACAAUGCUAAGCGAUCGCGAGCUGAAGGUGUUCACCUACUAUUGGAAAUUGGAGAAUUUCACCGAACGCAUUGAGAGCGGCAGUAGUUCGGUGGUGGAGAGUCCGGUGUUUUCGAUAAAAGGCAAACCGUUGCAUCUCAUAGCCUAUUUCCAACACUUACACCGUGAUUUUCUCUAUCUACAAUUGACGCAGGCGCUUAAAAAAUCCAGCAAUCGCAAUAAUAUCUUUAUCGACAUGGGUGGAUUAUUCAAGGAAAUUGCAAAUGACAAAAUCAGCUUUAAGCAUAAAAUAUCGGUGCUCAAUCAGCACAAUCAACGCUCUAAGGAUUUAAUUUCACAAGAAUUACACAAUCUGGAGACCGGCUUUCUCAUACCGAACAGCGCGCUACUCAACAGCCCAUUCAUCAAAAACGAUUCGCUGUUAAUACAAAUUUUUCUUUAUUUAUAACUGCA